UAGGUCUGACAUUUCAGUCACCCAUGAGUCACCCACCAGUCACCGCCAUGUGGAGGUAGUUUACAGAUUGUCUGCAUAUUGUCUGUAGACGCCGUAUGGGCGGCAAGUAGGUGUGAUGUGUGGUGCGCGACAUGGUGCGGUGAUCGGGACAGUCAGGAGCAGACGACAAGGAGUGCGCGUGCCAAGGCCAAUUCCGUGCUGGAAGGAGAAAAACGACAACGCCGAAGAGCGUCCGGCACGCGAACGCGCGGCGCAAGAAAAACAACUAAAAGAAGAAAAGAAAACCAAUUAAGAAAGACCACGGGGCGUCACGCAGCCAAUCCGAGAAUGCCUGUUUGGCCAGAGAGAAGAGAAAGCGUGGUGCGCUGGCAGAAAGGGGAGACGCAGAGGAGACGCAGGGAAGACGCCAGGAGAAUUCCAGGAAGCGGCGCCAGGAGGAGGUCGACCACCGGAGCGGGCGUUGAAGACGGGCCGUCGGGUUCCGUACCCGAGCCACCAGGACUUCACCCGACCGAGGCCUCCUGCCAACCUGUUCCUGUGCGUCGCCCGUCAACCCGAGCGGGCCGUCAGCUCCUCAAGGUCGGUGAGCUUCUGCGCCCGUGGGCAGAACGAGAACAGUCGGGCUGCGGGCCCGAGUUUUACGCCAGCUGCCCGGCCAGAACGCCGCCCCCAUCUGUCGUGUCACCUACUGCCCGACGCCGGCGUUCGAGCUUCUGUGCCCGUGGGCAGGACAAGAGCAGUCGGGCUACGGGCCCGAGCUCUACACCCAGCUGCCCGGCCAGAACGCCGCCGCCAUCUGCUCGUGCCACCAAGCCGCCUGCGUCAUCUCUCCCGACUAGAGCUGGCCAGCUUCGGUCGCCCGGUCAACCAACUUACACCACGACCUUUGGUGGUCGCCUUGCCUUGCCUUAUGCACCUGGGACCCGCGUGACUAUGUUGUUCAUGCCACUCAAUAACCCGGCCGGAAGUUUUACUGGUUGGCCGUUCAGCAGCGCGUUAUCUCCAUGGACGAUCGGGCUUCGAGGAGAUGCGCGCACGCUGAUGCACUGGGCCGCAUCAUUUAGCUUCCCAGGAGAAGAACAAUCACUCGUUUGCGAAGCAACCCGGGAUAGCGUCACCGGCGAGCUAACAGCCCACUCGGGAUGGCGGACAAGCGCUGCAAUUCAGGCGAGAGCAGCUACGCAGGUGAAGACGAAGCCGGGCCAAGCCAGCCGGGGACAAGGGUCAGCUUGUAUUUCACACCGCUGAACAACCCUGCCGGUACACUGACGGGCUGGCCUUUCACACUCCUCGCAUCCCCCUUCACCAGUGGGCUCCGAGGCGAUGCUCGGAGCCUUAUGCACUGGGCUGUGGGGUUCGAAUUCCCUGGAAAAGAAGGAUUCCUCGUCUGCGAGGCAAUGCACUAUGGGGAGACGGGGGAACUAGUCGCACACUCCACGUGGCGGACAGCCGCGGCGGUGGAGGCCACCCGACCCAGGAGGCAGGAGCGAGUACAAGGCCCUACGAUCAGCCUCUUCUCGGGCCAUGGCUGCAAGCCACUCCACCCUAGAAAGCAACCUAUCGUGUUGCUGUGGCUCGAGCGGGUACGAAACACCAGGGAAUCCUGCACCCCAGGGAAACGACCCUGCACCCAAGCAGCCACAAGUUGGUAAAGACGAAGCCGGGCCAAGCCAGCCGUUGACAAGGGUCAGCUUGUUUUUUACGCCAUUGAACAACCCUGCGGGUUCACUGACCGGCUGGCCUUUGACACUCCUGGCAUCCCCAUUCACCAGUGGGCUCCGAGGCGAUGCUCGGAGCCUCAUGCACUGGGCGGUGGGGUUUGAGUUCCCUGGGGAAGCAGGGAUCCUGAUCUGCGAGGCUACACGUGAUCGGGAGACUGGCGAACUCGUGGCACACUCCACCUGGCGGACAGCCGCGGCGGUGGAGGCCACCCGACCGAGGAGGGUGAUCCCAUUGCCUUGCGGCAUGAACCUGGGACCCGCGUGACUAUGCUGUUCACACCACUCAAUAACCGGGCCGGAAGUUUUACUGGUUGGCCGUUGAGCAGCGCGUUAUCUCCAUGGACGAGCGGGCUUCGAGGAGAUGCGCGCACGCUGAUGCACUGGGCCGUAUCAUUUAGCUUCCCAGGAGAAGAACAAUCACUCGUGUGCGAAGCAACCCGGGAUAGCGUCACCGGCGAGCUAACAGCCCACUCGGGAUGGCGGACAAGCGCUGCAAUUCAGGCGAGAGCAGCUACGCAGGUGGUCCUGGGACAAUACCAGGUGUCCCAAGACGAAGUGCAUGGGGUGCUUAAGGAUUUCCUCCAUCUGGGGCCCUAUGAUGUGAGGAAGAACUCAUGCCAAACUUUCGCACUCCAGCUCCUACAGCGUCUUGGCAUCGACGUACCACAGGAUGUUUUGACGUGCGAAGAAGCCAUCGCACUGUCAUCUGGGAUGAGCAGCACACAAGGAGAGCCGGAAUGCAAAAUGCAAAUGGCAAAGUGCAAGUGGACCCCUUGGCCUGGUUGAUGAACCUGCCACUCACGUGACCAUGUUAUUUAUGCCACUGAAUAAUCCAGCAGGAAGUUUUACUGGCUGGCCGAUCACCAGCGUGUCAUCUCCGUGGACGAGCGGCCUUCGGGGAGACGCGCGCACGCUCAUGCAUUGGGCGGCAGCAUUUACCUUCCCAGGAGAAGAGCAGUCGCUAGUUUGCGAAGCCACCCGGGAUAGCGUCACAGGCGAGCUGACAGCCCACUCCGGAUGGCGGACAAGCGCUGCCAUUCAGGCGAGAGCAGCUAGGCAGGUGGACCUUGGAUACCACCACAUAAGUGAAGACCAAGUACAUGCUAUCAUGAAAGAGCUGGGAAACCUCGGCCAGUAUGACAUCAAGAAUAAUUCUUGUCAAACGUUCGUUAAAGAACUUCUAAGCAAAUUGAACAUUGAGGUGCCUUCUGACGUAGUCCCGUGCAAAGCCGCAAUAGCGCCAUACGCAUCGACAAGCAAGUAAUGCAAGGUGGAAGAGCAAGCUCAAACUGGGAUUUAGCCCGCCACUACCAUGGAGUUAUGUGGACAAAGCAUGGAUUUUUUUUUUUGAUAAGCUCCCAAACUGCAAACUUGUCUUCAGAAAUGUUGGCAGGAAUGUCUUCAGAAAUUUUGACCUGACACUCAAUUUUGGUGCUCGUCUUGCAUCUAAGUACGUUCAACCAGUUACUAACACUUUGACGUUCGUGAUAAGCGUGAACCUAAUGUGCGUUUCUGUUGUACUGUGCACUGCCGCUGGAAUAUGUUGCAAUGUUGCUACGGUUUGGAGCGCAAAACCCUAGAUUUUCUCUCUAUCGUUUUCUUUUCUUUGAGCCGAAAAAAUCACCGAGAAGGCUUCGAGUCGAAAAUAACUUCUUCUUUUUUUUAUUUUGAAAGAAACCAGACAGAUACAUAUUUCAAGUCACACGAAUAUGCGAAAGGCGUACAAAUCAGAAAACAAAUGUCAACUCGAAAUAAUUUCAACAUGCACAAAUCAACUUGGACAAGUCAGAAGAGGACACCGCGACGCAGCACGGACAACUACGUUGUGUGCGUGAUUUCAUGAAUCCCUUCGCAGUCGCGGCUCAAAGAAUAGUAUUCCUCUGUUUCACGACCAACUGUGUCGCUACAAGCUGAUUAGAGAACAGGGACAGUCAGUCCUCGUAUACAUGUAUGAACGCACGCAUGUAUGUGAACUCCCUCCAGUGGAAGUGUGCGUGCGUGUGCGCAUGCUCUUGUGCCUAUCUUGCUCUCUUUAUGUGUGUGUUUGCGAGCGUUUCUGUCAGUUUCUAUCUCUUUGAGUUGUGCUGUUGUUUGUAUAUGUAUGUGUGUUCGCGCGAGCGCUUGUGAGUUCUUUUGUGCUUGUAAAUUCUUGAGUGUGCUUUCCCUCGUCCCACAUGAAAAGAGAUAACGUCAAACAUCCGCAAUUAGGAUGCUCGCCCGUUAGUGUCGUCAGAACACUACCACCAGAUUUUUCUUCCGUUCCGCCUUUCAAUCACGGCGCAGCGGAAGCGUAUCACGCGCAGCAUAUUCACUGUCUGUCGUCUGCUCCCUUGCAUCCUUAUGCGCCAUAUAUACAAUGGCGGCUGCGAUGGCUCGUGCUCAUUUUCCUGGCUCUGGUUAUAAACGAUCCCAUUGCGCUGAGGUUGUGAAUAAGGCCGUUGGCUCACGACUAAGGAGAACAGUUGUCACGAUUCAUAUGGGACACGUCCCGCCUUUGGCCGUCGUGGUCCGACUGUUUUGCGGUUAAUGUGUGGGGCCGUGCUUUGUUCCGCUAUGGCUUCUCCGGGCCACCAGUCUUCGCGUAAUGCCUGCCCUGUUGUACCGAAUCCGCUGUUCACAUUCUGGGAUGUAUGGGCGCCACCUUGUACAAGAUUCGAGAGGCAGGCGACAAAGUUAAACACUGCUGAAAAUGUGAGGGCAGAACCUGUGGUGCGAUCUUGCAAUGGUUCGGAAAGCGAACCGUCACCUGCUUUAGCAUAAUCGGUCAGAAUGGCGCCUUUUGCUGACAAAAACGUCAUUGCUAUCAAUCACGGGAGAGCCAGCGAAUGGUUCGGCACGCCUCCAUGAACGUAUGCGCACCACUAAUUAUUCCUGCGCUUUCUCCAUGCAGCUACAAUUCAUAUCUCAACGUGCUAGCUAGAGGGCAGCCUACCGAAGCCGGAGAGCACUGACCACGCCGUCAUGCUUGUAACUCACCCGGUGUUGGAAGCACGUAGAAUAAUGCCGAAGCGCAAGUGCAAAUUUACCGAAGGGCUCGCAAAAGUGUUUCCCCAUCAAAUAAACGAAGUGUGAAAGAAAUGUUGAAUCCCUCUUCUGGUAUUCCAAAUUUCGAAUGUUCCCCAACUUAUGAAAAUCACCCUUAUCAAUUUUUCAGUGUACUCGCGCGUCGAAGGCCAAUAGGAGUAAAGUGCGGUCAUGCAUCAUGAUCAAUAGUUCUUUGUUCUCCUCCUGUAAAAAAGAAAAGGCAAUAAAACGUAACCUCAAAGUACAGAGUACAACCUGGUU
Dermacentor albipictus is the source of this 5006-nucleotide messenger RNA. The record is from RefSeq and is a predicted model, not a curated record. Lineage: Eukaryota; Metazoa; Arthropoda; Arachnida; Ixodida; Ixodidae.